AUGUAUGCAAUGACGCCGCCGCCGAACCCCUCCGUCCUCCGCUCGCUCGCUUGCAAAAGCAAAAACGAGAACCACUACUACUAUCCACAACACUCCACCGAAUCAGCACAACUGUUUCGACGGCACUUGCAUCCCAGGAUUGAUAGUACUGCGACUACGUCUACGAGGACAAUUGCGAGGUUUGGAAGAGGCCCGAUUGAGUUUGCGAUAUCCCACUACCUGCUUGCCGUCAACAUGACUCAACCAGAGCCGCGGAUUCAAAAUCCGGUGCUGUUUAUCUGCGACCUCCAAGAAAAAUUCCGCCCUGCCAUUUACGAAUUCGACAAGGUUGUUGCGACGACGAGGAAGAUGCUCAAGGCUAGUCAGAUCCUGAAUAUACCCGUCGUUGCCACGACGCAGAAUAAAGCGCGUCUGGGCGAGACGUGUCCGGAGUUGGGGCUUGACCAGCCCGGAGGCGUGAAGACGGUUGUUCAUGCCGAUAAAACGUUGUUUUCCAUGGUAACCCCAGAAAUCACAUCCACCCUCUCAACCCUCCACCCCUCCUCUUCUCCUCUAACCUGCGUCCUAACGGGCAUCGAAUCCCACAUCUGCAUCACGCAGACGGCGCUCGACCUCCUCGCCCUCAACCACAACGUCUACAUCCUCGCCGACGCAGUCUCGUCGUGCAACAAGGAGGAAAUCCCCAUUGCGCUGGCGCGGCUGCGCGCUGCCGGCGCCGUCGUCACCACGAGCGAGAGCUGGUUGUACGAGUGCGUGAGGGAUGCUGGGGCCAGGGAGUUUAGGGAUGUUGUCGGGUUGGUGAGGGAGUGGAAGGAGGCUACGAGGGGGAGUUUGGGGGCGCUGCUUUGAGGUGUGGGGACAAUUAACUGUGUUUUUUUAGAGGAGGAGAGGUUGUUGUGUUUUAGGUUUUUUGCUUGUUUUGUUCCUUUUUUUCCUAAAUCUCUUUUUUUUAGAGGGGGAGGGGGGGGGGGAUGAGGGGAUAUAUAUCGGUUUUUUUUUGUACAAGUACUUCUAUUUCAGGAUCAAUCAAAAUAUUUGUUUCUAUUCGCUCUAUUUUCAACUCUUGCUAUUCUAUCCAUCCAUCCCAACUAACCAAUCACCAACCAGCCCCCUCCCAAAACAACAAUUGAUCUUCAAACAUUUAUAUUUCCCAAUCUAGGCAAUAAGAAACAAGUCUCACCCCCUCUCUAUCCAUCUUACUAUUGCAAUGAUAUGAUUGUACUAAGCUCUUAUGCGAAAUAAGCCCCUAGUCAUGACGUGCUUUCCAUCGGCAACUCGAUGACCCUUUUUGUCUGGUUUGGCUUAGGUGUUGUUGCGGCGCAGCAGUAUAUAAAUACCUAAACAAAACCCUACUUCCCUGAUUGAUUGCUGUUUCUGCACGCGUUGCUUAUCCCCCAUCUUCCCAUCUCAUUCUCUCUUUU
This is a messenger RNA of Periconia digitata, 1421 nucleotides long. The record is from the annotation of a GenBank genome assembly. Lineage: Eukaryota; Fungi; Ascomycota; Dothideomycetes; Pleosporales; Periconiaceae.